AUGGCGGCCGAAGCAUCAUCAUCAUCCUCCUCAUCAAAGAUGAUAUCGCUGAAAACCGCAGACGGUGAGAUCUUCGAGGUGGAGCCAUCGAUUGCAAAACAGAUGCAAACCGUGCAGAACUUUAUUGAUGAUAUUGAUUCUAACGCGGUCAUUCCCCUCCCCGAAAUCAAAAGCCGAGAGCUCGUCAAUAUUAUCGAGUACUGCAAGCACCACCGCGCCGCGGACGAUGAUAAAGACGAGGCCAAUAAGGAUAAAGAAGAAGGGAAGGAUUUUGACGCGGAGUUCGCAAAGGCGCUGAGCUACGACGAGUUGUGGGGGCUGUGUUUGGCGGCGAACUACCUGAACAUGAAGGAGCUGCUUGAUUUUGUGACCCAGACCAUUGCCAAUGGGAUACAGAACAAAAAUGUGGAGUUCAUGAGGAAGCUCUUUGGUAUUAUUGACAUUGGUUACACGAAGGAGGAAGAGGAGGCGCUACGUCAAGAGAAUGCAUGGGCCUUUGAAGGCGUCGAUCCCGACGAGACGAUAAAUUAG
Lotus japonicus is the source of this 531-nucleotide messenger RNA. RefSeq names its product SKP1-like protein 11. Gene Ontology annotation, biological process: SCF-dependent proteasomal ubiquitin-dependent protein catabolic process. The record is from RefSeq and is a predicted model, not a curated record. Gene Ontology annotation, cellular component: nucleus; cytoplasm. The transcript has a single exon. The coding region runs from base 1 to 531 and encodes 176 amino acids. Gene Ontology annotation, molecular function: cullin family protein binding. NCBI's taxonomy places the organism in Eukaryota, Viridiplantae, Streptophyta, Magnoliopsida, Fabales, Fabaceae.